Penicillium atrosanguineum is the source of this 2547-nucleotide messenger RNA. RefSeq names its product 60S ribosome subunit biogenesis protein NIP7. NCBI's taxonomy places the organism in Eukaryota, Fungi, Ascomycota, Eurotiomycetes, Eurotiales, Aspergillaceae. The transcript has 2 exons. The coding region runs from base 1 to 2547 and encodes 848 amino acids. The record is from RefSeq and is a predicted model, not a curated record.
AUGCGUGACCCGAGCGUCACGAACAAUGCUGUCGAAAGCAUUAGCCCUAGCCAGUCGAGCGAGGCUGCCGAGGACGAUGAGGAUGAUCAAAACACCGUGGAUACACGGGAAAGUGGGUGGCCAGGACCAGAGUGGGAGUUUGCCAUCGUUGAUAAGGACGACAAUCCCAACUCGGAGAGCUCAUCCUAUGACUAUGCGGUUUCGCACAAAGGUCACACGCCGGUACACAGAAUCAGCUUCAGACACGGCCCGCCUGGUAACAUCUACGAUGAAUUCCAUGACAAGGAGAUCCCCCGAAAUAACGAUAGAGCCAAUACCUACUCGUCCAGGUUGAACGACGCCCAUGCUAGGAAAUUUGGAUACCCCGCCAACGACGGAUUAUGGCCACAGGUGCCUGCCUCUCGUUACCAUCACUCCACACCAGACUUCAUACGUUCGGCUUGCUUUCGACGCUGUAGUUUCCCGCCAAUUUCGAGCUUUCCCGCGUGGGAUCAGGCCGAAGACGAAGACAUUCGCGUCGAAGAAGUUCCCCUCUGUGAUUUGCUUCACCGUCGUUAUUCCGAUAUUGAACUCUUCCAAAACGAGAGAACUUGGUCAUUGCUUCCGAAAGCUGAUGACUAUCCUGCCGUCUAUGAACGCGCAGACGGUUCCCUAUUCUAUUACCCCUCAAAGACAUCAGCGGUUCAUCCCAGACGGGCCUCUGAUCCUGAUGUCCUUGACCUCGAGAAUCCUUCAAAGACACGUACAGAAGUUCAUCUCAAACGUGCGCCUGAUCCUGAUAUCUUUGACUUCGAAAAUCCCUCAAGGACACCAACAGAAGCCUUUCCUGGGCGUUGGACUGGUCCCGGAAUCCUUGAAUUGAGGAUUUGUCAACGUUUUCAAUACUCCUCAACCGUACCAACAGACGAGAUGCCCGGCCCCCACGUCUUACCUGACAUGAAUGAAACUCCCGAGUUAAUCCGCCAUACACGCUACCAAGCUUGUCCUGGCAAGUGUCACCACAACUCGGUCCUGAGAUAUUGGAUCAAUGAGGACGCCCCAGAGCGUGUCUGUGAUAUUUGCGGAGGCACUGCUCGAUUCUUAUGGUCCUGUACUGCAGACACGCCUGACUGGACUGAUGCAUCUCCUCGAACCGUGGGCCCUGCCCCUGCUGCUCCUACUCUCAGCAAGUCUGUUCCCAAUGUGCCUUCUUUUCCCGGCUCUGCUGCCAAUGAAUCUGCUCCGCCUGCACUUCCUACCAAUGUCUUUAAUCUCAGUGGCUUCAGUCCCAUCAGCUCUGCUCCUCCUGGCCUUGCUGGCAAUGUGCCCUCUCCUAGUGAAUUCUCGUUCUUCAACCCUGCUGCCAGUGAGUCUGCUUUAAUUAGCUCUUCUCCUAAUGCCCUUGCCCUCACCGGAUAUACUCCCCUCCGGCCUACUUCAACUGGCCCUGCUUCAACUGGCCCUGCUUCAAUUGGCCCUGCUGCUACUAGUUCCGAUACCGACAUCACGGGCCCUGAUAUCAGCACCCUUGCAGAGUGGAUGCAGAAAGCGAUUACCAUAGGGGAGUACACUCCAGCACAGGUGCAGAAGCUCGCGAACCAGAAGUUGCAGGUCCUUGAAUGCGCAGCAAGAGACCGCGCAGCACAAGCAGAACGCGCCUCAAAGGCUGCUUAUGCAGCACGACCGCCGACCAUGGGAGAGGGGACAACAGUGUGUGCAUGGCUCGCACGACAGACCGACAGGGAAAGUCAUCAGGAUGGCGACAUUCAGGAAGGCCCAUGGAACGGAGGUCCUUGCAGAGCUAUGUUCUGCCCUCUAUGCCACUGGGAAUUCACCGAACGGUCCCUCGGCCACAUUGACCAAGUGGUCAACGAGCCAUACGUCGCGCCGCCCAACAUCCCCGAGUACCUGAACCGUCCGAUUUCUGACGCCGCCGUCCUGAGAGCGAUGCGUCCGAUGCACUGGGUGCGCGGGCGUGAAUUUGGCCUUUGGUGGCUGGAGAAUAGGUACUUGUCUGGCCGAGACAUGGCUCCGGUACUCCGCCACGCCCUUAACGGGGGGUGGACCGAGGAGCAGUUUAAGCUCACCAGCUGGUGGGUAUACUGGCAGCACCUGUCAGACCUCGAAGUCGGCGCGCGCGUGAGAUGGCUUAAGGCAAGAAACCUCGAACAAAUUUCAUCUUUCAGUCAGUCUAUCACUGACCUUCGUUUCAUUGUCUCCCGGUCGAGCGAGCGACAGUGCUCUUCCAUGAGGAUGGGCCUUGACCCAGUGCUUUCUAUCAGUCGGCACCCGAUCUGGGAGGAAUAUGAGAGUCAAGGAAGACUGGUGGUCUGUCCCGGCUGGGAAUACUCCCUUGGGCACCGGUGGCAGGCCCUAAGUCGCCCGGAGCACAAGGAGCUCACGCGGCUUGUCACGGAGCAGCAAGACGCGCUGGCCAUCCAGGGUGUCAGCUCCGCCGCUCUCCGCCAGAGUGUCAGUCCUUCCCAGGGACUGACCCAAGAAACCGAAGUGCCUCAGCAGGCCGGCCAUGAUUUUGACAGCCUCUAUGAUGCCUCUGACAGGGAGUAG